CAGCAGCAGCACCUUUGGGGGCUCGGCCGAGAGACCGGAGCCGGGAUCUGAGCGAGUGAGCGAGCGCCGGGGCCAGCGAAUCGGAGCUGCCGGGACAUGGUUGCAGACCUGACCACGUCUGAGCACCUCACCUUGUUGCCAUCCCUGAGCCUCUGAACUCAGCACCUGGACCACUUUGUUCUUGGAAUUUUGGGCGUGGUAGCGUCUCACCUAAACUUUCCCUGCUUUCCUGAGUACUCCUGAAGACUUUAGGAUUGCCAUGGAGACCAGGGACAUUUUAAACAGCUCCCGGCAAAGGGGGGGCGAGUCAGAGUUCCUGCCAGUGGCCUCAGCCAAGCCCCCAGCUGCCCCAGGCUGUGCAGGGGAGCCCUUGCUCUCUGCUCCCGGAACUGGGAAGGGGAUCCCUGUGGGCGGAGAACGCAUGGAGCCUGAGGAAGAGGAUGAGCUGGGCUCAGGGCGGGAUGUGGAUUCCAACUCCAAUGCUGACAGCGAGAAAUGGGUGGCCGGGGACGGCCUGGAGGAGCAGGAGUUUUCUAUCAAGGAGGCGAACUUCAGCGAGGGGAGUCUGAAGCUGAAGAUUCAGACCACAAAACGGGCCAAGAAGCCCCCAAAGAACCUGGAGAACUAUAUAUGCCCACCGGAGAUCAAGAUCACCAUCAAGCAGUCUGGAGACCAGAAGCUGUCUCGAGCUGGGAAAAACAGCAAAGCUACGAAAGAGGAGGAAAGAAGCCACUCCAAAAAGAAGCUUCUCACAGCCAGUGACCUUGCAGCCAGCGACCUCAAAGGAUUUCAGCCACAGGCUUAUGAGCGGCCACAGAAACAUCCACCUCUCCACUAUGACCCAGCGCUCCCGCAGGACUUCACCGGUGACACCUUAAAACCAAAGCACCAGCAAAAAAGCAGCAGCCAGAACCAUGUGGACUGGUCCACCCCCGCUGACGGUGGACCCACCACCCAGAAUUGCUUCAUCAGUUCCGACUCUGGCAGAGAAACCGCAAGCACCAGCAAGAUCCCAGCUCUUGAGCCCGUGGCUUCCUUUGCCAAGUCCCAGGGGAAGAAGGGCAGUGGGGGGAGCGCAUGGAGUCAGCUGUCCAGUAACAGCAAAGACCUGCUCCUGGGAGGUGUAGCUCCCUCCCCGAGCAACCACAGCUCACCAGCCCCAGCCAGCAACUCUGCCGAGUUGAGUGGGCUUCAGCCCUUGGUGGAUCAAGAGGGAGGAGGUGCAAAGGAACCCCCAGAACCUCCUGUUAUCAGCAGCAAGAAAAAGUCCAGUAAGAAGGAUGUGAUCAGUCAAAGCAUGCCAAGCGCCGACCUGGAUUGGGUCAAGAAUGCCCAGAAAGCAUUUGACAACCCAGAAGGGAAACGGGAAGGCUUCUCUGUAGAUAAUGCCCCAGAGGCGUCACCAGCCAGGCAGGGUGGGACUUCUGUCAGUAAUCCCGAAAAUGACACCAGUCAUGUCCGGAUUACUAUCCCCAUCAAGGCACCCUCUUUGGACCCCCUGAGCCAUAAGAGGAAAAAGAGACAGUCCAUUAAAGCAGUGGUAGAAAAGAUCCUCCCCGACAAGGCCUUGGCUGCUGGAAUCCCCAUGAGCAGCGAAGUAGUAAGCAGGAUACUUGCCAGUCCUGACGGAAGUAAGAAGGACCCUCGCGUCCCCAAGUUGAGUAAAAUGAUCGAGACUGAGUCCCCCUCAGUUGGCCUCGACACUGGUGGAAAUGCCGAGAAAGUCAUCCCAGGAGGGGUUCCCAAGCAGCGGAAGCCACCCAUGGUCCUGGCCCCGUCCGGGUGCACGGAUCACUCGCCGUCGAGAAAGCUGCCAGAAAUCCAGCAUCCAAAGUUUGCGGCCAAGCGGAGGUGGACGUGCAGCAAGCCCAAAGCCGCCAGUAUGCUCCGGGAGGCGGUCAUGGCCACCUCCGACAAACUGAUGGUGGAGCCCCCGUCUGCCUACCCCAUCACCCCCUCCAGCCCUCUGUACACUAACACAGACAGUCUAACUGUGAUCACGCCGGUCAAGAAGAAACGGGGGCGCCCGAAGAAGCAGCCUCUGCUCACCGUGGAGACGAUCCACGAGGGGACAUCCACCAGCCCGGUGAGUCCCAUCAGCAGGGAGUUUCCUGGCACCAAGAAGAGGAAGAGGCGGCGCAAUUUGGCCAAGUUGGCCCAGCUGGUGCCCGGCGAGGACAAGCCCAUGAGCGAGAUGAAAUUUCACAAGAAGGUGGGAAAGCUCGGCGUGUUGGAUAAGAAGACCAUCAAAACGAUCAAUAAGAUGAAGACACUCAAGAGGAAAAAUAUCCUGAACCAGAUCUUGUCCUGUUCCAGCAGCGUGGCUCUGAAGGCGAAGGCGCCCCCUGAGACCAGCCCCGCGGCCACUGCCAUCGAGAGCAAACUGGGAAAGCAGAUUAACGUCAGCAAGAGGGGCACCAUCUACAUCGGCAAAAAGAGGGGCAGGAAGCCCAGGGCGGAGCUGCCACCCCCAUCUGAAGAACCCAAAACAGCCAUCAAGCACCCCAGGCCUGUUUCCAGCCAGCCGGACGCUCCACCCGUGCCUUCCAGCUUCCAGUCCCUUGUGGCAUCUUCACCAGCAGCUAUGCACCCACUCGCCCCCCAGCUCGGUGGGUCCAAUGGCAACCUGAGCCCCGCCAGCACUGAAACCAAUUUUUCCGAGUUGAAAACUAUGCCAAAUCUCCAGCCCAUCAGUGCUCUUCCUACCAAAACCCAGAAGGGAAUCCACAGCGGAACCUGGAAGCUGUCUCCACCCCGGCUGAUGGCCAACUCCCCAUCCCACCUCUGCGAGAUUGGCUCCCUGAAGGAGAUAACGCUGUCCCCGGUGAGCGAGUCCCACAGCGAGGAGACCAUCCCGAGCGACAGUGGCAUCGGGACGGACAACAACAGCACGUCCGAUCAGGCUGAGAAGAGCUCGGAGUCCCGGCGGAGGUACUCGUUUGAUUUCUGCACGCUGGACAACCCGGAGGCCAUCCCGUCCGACACCAGCACAAAGAACCGGCAUGGCCACCGGCAGAAGCAUCUCAUUGUGGACAACUUCCUGGCCCACGAGAGCCUCAAGAAGCCAAAGCACAAGCGGAAGCGGAAGAGCCUGCAGAAUCGCGACGACCUCCAGUUCCUGGCCGACCUGGAAGAGCUCAUCACCAAGUUCCAGGUGUUCAGGAUCUCCCACCGGAGCUACACCUUCUACCACGAGAACCCGUAUCCCAGCAUUUUCCGGAUCAACUUUGACCACUACUACCCGGUGCCAUAUAUCCAGUAUGACCCGUUGCUCUAUCUUCGGAGGACUUCAGACUUGAAGUCAAAGAAGAAGCGGGGUAGGCCUGCAAAAACCAAUGACACCAUGACAAAGGUGCCUUUUUUACAAGGGUUCAGCUACCCUAUCCCCAGUGGGAGUUACUAUGCACCCUAUGGAAUGCCUUACACAUCAAUGCCUAUGAUGAACCUCGGUUACUACGGUCAGUACCCAGCCCCCUUGUACCUGUCGCACACGCUGGGAGCGGCGUCCCCGUUCAUGAGGCCCACAGUGCCACCACCUCAGUUCCACACGGGCUCCCACAUGAAGAUGUCCGGGGCGGCUAAGCAUAAAGCGAAGCAUGGAGUCCACCUCCAGGGACCCGUGGCCAUGGGCCUCGGCGACAUGCAGACGUCCCUGAAUCCGCCCAAGGUGGGCAGCGCCGGCCUCGCCAGCGGCCGGCUCCACAAGAGGAAACACAAACACAAGCAUAAGCACAAGGAAGACCGGAUCCUGGGGCCCCACGACAACCUGAGCGGCCUCUUUGCAGGCAAAGCCGCAGGCUUCCCCAGCCACCUCCUGAGCGAGCGGCUGAGUGGGGCAGACAAGGAGCUCCCGCUGGUGAGCGAGAAGAGCAAGCAUAAGGAGAAGCAGAAAUACCAGCACAGCGAGGCCAGUCACAAAGCAUCGAAAACCAACUUUGAGGUGGACACCCUGUCAACACUGUCUCUCUCGGAUGCCCAGCACUGGACGCAGGCCAAGGACAAAGUGGACUUGAGUGGAGAGCCCACAGAGCCCUGCACAAAGCGGUACUCUGGUGGCAGCGGGGACGGUGGCAGUACAAGAUCCGAGAGCCUGGAUGUGUUCAGUGAAAUGAACACUUCGAGUGACAAGUUGGACAGUGACCUGAGCGGGAGUAAAAGGAGGAGCUAUGAAGGCUUUGGGACGUACAGGGAAAAGGAGCUCCAGGCCUUCAAGAUGAACCGCAAAGAGAGAAGUUCUUUCGAGUCCUCCGUGUCUCCAGGGAUGCCAAGUCCCCACUUAAAAGCGGACCAGACUCCAGCGCAUAGUAAGAGCGAGGCCUCGGUGUCGACCAUGAUGACCAGGAAGAAGCCAGCCACAGGCGAGAGUGUUGUGAUUCCACCAACCCCAGUGUUAUCUCUCCUGGCUGCAUCCACAGCAACUUCGGACGCAGCCAGCUCCUCCCUGAAGAAGAGAUUCAAGCGGCGGGAGAUCGAAGCCAUCCAGUGCGAGGUGCGGAAGAUGUGCAACUACACCAAGAUCCUGUCCACCAAGAAGAACCUGGACCACGUCAACAAGAUCCUGAAGGCCAAGCGGCUGCAGAGACAAUCAAAGACAGGCAACAACUUCGUCAAGAAGAGGCGAGGGCGUCCCCGCAAGCAGCCCACCCAGUUCGACGAGGACUCCAGAGACCAAAUGCCGGUGCUGGAGAAGUGCAUCGACCUCCCCAGCAAGAGGGGCCAGAAGCCCAGCCUGAGCCCGCUGGUGCUGGAGCCGGCCGCCAGCCAGGACGCAGUCAUGGCCACCAUCGAGGCGGUCAUCCACAUGGCGCGGGAGGCCCCGCCCCUGACCCCGCCCCCGCCCCUACCCAAGACCCCCAGAGGCGGGAAGAGGAAACACAAACCCCAGCCUCCCGCGCAGGCACCGCAGCAGCCGCCGCCACAGCCCCUGCCCACCGAAGAAGAGGUCAAGGCCAAGAGGCCCCGGAAGUCCCGGGGCAGUGAGAGCGACGUGCUUCCCUAG
This is a messenger RNA of Elephantulus edwardii (Cape elephant shrew), 4999 nucleotides long. RefSeq names its product SET binding protein 1 (gene SETBP1). The coding region runs from base 260 to 4999 and encodes 1579 amino acids. The record is from RefSeq and is a predicted model, not a curated record. The transcript has 7 exons. Lineage: Eukaryota; Metazoa; Chordata; Mammalia; Macroscelidea; Macroscelididae. Gene Ontology annotation, molecular function: DNA binding.